AUGGAAGCCCGGGAGGGCGAGCGGGAAGGGGGGCUGAAGGAGGGGACCCUUCUCCUGGGCAAGGCCGCCGCGGUGGAGGGCCAGCAGCAGGGCACAACGCGGGCAGGCGGUGAAGUACUGCUCUCUUUUUUUUUGGGCUACCUUUCAGAUCUUCGAAAGCAGGAGGAGCGCGGAGAGCUGCUGCAGCCACUGAGCUUCGUCUUGCUGGUUUUGUGCUCUGUCCUGCUGUACUUUAAGGUGUCUCUCAUGGAUCCGGGUUUUGUUAAGGCUGAAGAGGAGGUGAAGGCAGGCAAGAGCGAAGAACAAAGCAUGGUGACACCCCAAGUUCCAAGUAACAUUAAGAUGCGGCGUUGCGGUUACUGCAUGGUGAAGCAACCAAUGCGAGCCAAGCACUGCCAGCUGUGCCAACACUGCGUACGGCGCUACGACCAUCACUGUCCCUGGAUUGAGAACUGCGUAGGAGAGAGGAAUCACCCCCUCUUCAUAGUCUACUUGAGCGUGCAGCUUGUAGUUCUGCUGUGGGGAGGUCACGCUGCUUGGUCAGGCCUCUACUUCGAACAGUCCUGGGACUGGCUGCAGCACAACAUUCUGCUCCUCGCCUCCUUCCUCCUGAUGGUCAUAUUCACCAUUGUUGUCCUGCUGCUGCUUAUUUCACACCUCUAUCUGAUCUCAUGCAACACCACCACCUGGGAAUUCAUGUCGCAUCAUCGCAUCUCCUACCUGCAACACUCGGAGUCGGAGAAUCCCUUUGACCAAGGGGUAAUCCUCAAUCUCUGGAGGUUCUUCUGUUCCUGCCACCUCACUGCAUGGGAGAAAAUCUAUUUUCACAGGAACAACGAGCCUGUCUAGUCACAGCAGCACCUCCCUGGUAGAGUGCCAACACAGCUGCAGGUUGCUGGGUAAAGCUUUGC
This is a messenger RNA of Nipponia nippon (crested ibis), 911 nucleotides long. The record is from RefSeq and is a predicted model, not a curated record. NCBI's taxonomy places the organism in Eukaryota, Metazoa, Chordata, Aves, Pelecaniformes, Threskiornithidae.